Molecule: messenger RNA, 603 nt
Organism: Candida albicans SC5314
Lineage: Eukaryota; Fungi; Ascomycota; Pichiomycetes; Serinales; Debaryomycetaceae
Exons: 1
Coding region: 1-603 (200 amino acids)
Source: RefSeq, a predicted model, not a curated record
AUGUCUGAAAAUCCAUUACAAAAUAUAUUAACGCCAUCACAAUUCCAACAAUGUGUCCAGUUCUAUGAAGCUGAUCAGAAGUUGGACCAUGCCGAGAGGGUUGCAUUGGCCACACAAUUGCAAACGCUUGCUAUGAAGACGAGUUUGGCAGGGUAUACUACGGGUAUGCUCGGGUUUUUCGCUCCAACGUUUUAUUACCGUGCUGUUGGGCGGGUUCCUACUCCGUUGUUUUUGGUGCAAAGACCGUUUUUGUCGUUGGUAUUGGGGUUUGGGACGUUGUUGGCUGGGAAUAACCUUACAGCAAAGUAUUUGUAUGAGAAGAACCGCAAGCAAGGCUUUGCUAACCAAAACAUAACUGAUGUUUGGAAGACGAUGGAUUUCCCGUAUCUCAAUUUCUUUACAUUGUAUUAUAGCAGAACGUCGAUGUUCCCGAACUUUAUUAUGAGAGACCCGAGAACAUGUUCGUACCAGCUGCUCAAACAAGAGAACCUGCAUUUCACUCAAGCAAUCAAGCUUGGGCAUUUGGAUAGUGAAGGUAAGGAACAUGUAUUGUCUGUUUGGGAUAAGGUUAGGUUAAACCAUGGUGGAGGUGUUUCGAAGUAG